GGACACGGUGUUGGAACUCGGCGCUGAGACGAAGCUCUGGGGAAGCGGGACCGGGAGUCUGCUGUUGCGGCCCGGCCGGCGUUCAGCAGAUCGGGGUGUUCGCUGUAGCGGCUCGGCCGGUGUUCGGCAGAUCCGGGUGCCUGCUGUUGGGGCCGGACUUUCAGCAGAUCCGGGUGCUCGGCGUUCAGUAGAUCCGGGAGGCUGCUCCCCUGAUGUAGGGCCAGGCUGGGAGUUCCUCAGUUCUGGAGGCUGGGGGACAUUGCAGUUACAGCCAUCGGCACCGGUGAGGCAGAAGGGGUCAUUAGUAUACCAGCUCCCGAGAAGACAUCCCUUCAACAUCCCACUCCCCUCAUCCACCGCCCUUGAUGGAAGAGCCCUGAGGUAGGAGGUUCAAUGGAGCCGAAGUCUCGCAGAAGCCUUGUCAGAGUAUAAGUUAGACAAAAUUUGACACUGAGUCCUCUGAAAGCUUAGCCAAACAAUCUCCAAGAAGGAAAGUUUAAAAAGAAAGAUCUCUGGCUUGGGUCCCACAGCUGAGUGUUCACCGCUAGUGUCUGAGCAACAGGAUCUGGGAUGCCUGUGCUGCCAGUGAACCAGCCGCAUUUCAUUCGUUCCAACCAGAAGGAUGAGUACUACCUAAACUCACUGCGGAGCUGUGCCAAUGAUGUUUUCCAGAUCUUUGCUGGUGCCAGGCGGUGGUUGGAAUGGAGAAAGGAGAUAGAAUUGCUGGCAGAGUUGACGUACUUUUCUCUAACAACAUUAGCAGGUUAUCAGACACUGGGUGAGGAGUAUGUGAACAUCAUCCAGGUGGACUCCAGUGGGCGGCGGGUGCCUUCCCGAGUCAGGCGGGCAGUUCUCAUCAUCCUUCACACCUGUGUUCCUUACCUGCUGGACCGGGGGCUAAACCGCCUGGAGUUGGACCUGCAAGCUGAGAGCGAGGGCGUCUGCGCACUGGAGAGCAGAUGGGUGCUGGUACAGCCCAGGGUCUCGCAGUGGCUUCAGAGUAAAGUUGGUGCCCUGUCCGAGCAGCAGAGGAAAGUGUUGCUGCAGGCAAUCUACGUUCUGCGACAGAUGAUCUCCGUGCUGCACCGCUUGCACCUGGGCAUCUUCUACCUCAAUGGUGCUUUCUACCACAUCGCCAAAAGACUUACCAACAUCACCUAUCUGUGUGUGCGUGGUCUGUUCCGUGACAGUGCUGGAAUCCGGUGGAGUUACGAAUUGCUCGGGAAGAUCUCCUUGCUGCAGUUGGCCCUAAUGGUUGUCAUGCAGGUUAACAGCCACAGGCAGAGGCAGCGUGCCCGGCAAGAGUGGAAACUUCAUCGCAAUCUUCCAUGCUCAAGAAAUUCCUCCCAGGACCUCCCAGUCCGCAGUUCCCGGUGCAUUCUGUGUUUGGAAGAACGAAGGCACUCGACAGCUACUCCAUGUGGCCACCUCUUCUGCUGGGAGUGCAUCACGGAAUGGUGCAAUACCAAGGCAGAAUGUCCUCUCUGCCGGGAGAUAUUCCAGCCGCACAAACUAAUCUACUUGCGUCAUUACAUUUAGGAGGAAAGAACCUGCAUUUAUAUGCCAAUUGAUAGAGGAAGUAGCUAUUAUUUUCCAGUCAUGGAAUUU
This is a messenger RNA of Mobula hypostoma (lesser devil ray), 1608 nucleotides long. RefSeq names its product peroxisomal biogenesis factor 10 (gene pex10). The transcript has 7 exons. NCBI's taxonomy places the organism in Eukaryota, Metazoa, Chordata, Chondrichthyes, Myliobatiformes, Myliobatidae. Gene Ontology annotation, cellular component: peroxisomal membrane. Gene Ontology annotation, biological process: protein import into peroxisome matrix. Gene Ontology annotation, molecular function: zinc ion binding. The record is from RefSeq and is a predicted model, not a curated record. Bases 571 to 1539 code for a protein of 322 amino acids.